This is a messenger RNA of Eucalyptus grandis, 2128 nucleotides long. RefSeq names its product 2-(3-amino-3-carboxypropyl)histidine synthase subunit 2. The record is from RefSeq and is a predicted model, not a curated record. Gene Ontology annotation, biological process: protein histidyl modification to diphthamide. The transcript is spliced from 10 exons. Bases 140 to 1687 code for a protein of 515 amino acids. NCBI's taxonomy places the organism in Eukaryota, Viridiplantae, Streptophyta, Magnoliopsida, Myrtales, Myrtaceae. Gene Ontology annotation, molecular function: 2-(3-amino-3-carboxypropyl)histidine synthase activity.
GAGGUUGACAGCCACCACCAUUCGCCGCCGGCGCCGAAACGAGAGCUUCCUUCUCCCCUCAUCUUCGCCGCCGUCGCCGCCGCCGUCGCCGCCUCUCCUUCCCCCGGGGGAGCUUCUUUAUAAAGGCGUCUUCGGCGGCAUGGAUUUGGAAUCGUAUUACGAGAUCGAUCGCACGGCGGAGUUCAUCCUGAGCCGGAACUUCGCCAGAGUCGCUUUGCAGGGUCCGAUUUUGCUUUUUUUUUCCGGACAGUUUCCAGAUGACCUGUUAAAGGAUGCAACAAAGGUGGUGAGAGCUUUACAUACGAAACUUGCUUCUCUGAGAGCAUCUUCUGGUGAGGAAAUCGGAGGAGAUGGUGACAUCGGACUAUUUGUGAUGGCAGACACCACCUUUGGUAGCUGUUGCGUGGACGAGGUUGGGGCUUCACAUAUUAAUGCUGACUGCGUCAUACAUUAUGGGCAUACUUGUCUUACUCCCACAUCAACCCUUCCAGCAUUCUUUGUUUUUGGAAAGGCUCCUAUAAAUGUAUCAAAUUGUGUGAACAACCUAUUGCACACUGCUAGUACAGCUGGUAAACCUGUUAUGGUUCUUUUUGGGCUGGAAUAUGCCUAUGCUAUGCUGGAUUUGAAAAAGGCAAUGUUGGAAGCAUUAGUAUCCUAUGAAUCCCAAGCUGAACUGGAAAUCCAAUUUUCUGAUGUUGUCUGUUCAGUGCUAGAUCCAUCUGGGAAGUCUGGUGACUCUGGCGGAAUCAUGGAAUUGGUUGGUGUAUCUCAUGCCAAUGAUGCUGCUGGUGUAAAAACUGGCACUAGGCACAGCACCGGAGGUCUAGUCUGGAAUGUGCCUCAAGGGCGCAAAGUGGAGGAAUACUCAAUGUUUUGGAUAGGAUCAGAAAAUGCUGCAUUUGCAAAUUUGGUUUUGACAUUCAAUGGGUGUGAAAUAGUCAGAUAUGAUGCGACAGAAGAUCGCUUGUUGACAGAUUUAUCACAACAGAGAAGGAUACUUAAGCGUAGAUACUUCCUGGUGGAGAAAGCAAAAGAUGCUAAUAUUGUUGGGAUUUUGGUGGGGACCCUCGGUGUUGCCGGCUACCUUCAUAUGAUACAUCAAAUGAAAGAGCUGGUCACUGGAGCUGGAAAAAAGGCAUAUACUCUUGCCAUGGGGAGACCAAAUCCUGCAAAGCUUGCUAACUUCCCUGAGUGCGAUGUUUUCAUCUAUGUCUCCUGUCCCCAGACGGCUCUGCUGGACAGCAAAGAGUUUUUGGCUCCUGUAAUCACACCAUUUGAAGCCAUGAUAGCUUUCAAGAGUGGAAGUCAGUGGACAGGAGAGUAUGUUAUGGAAUUUCGGGAUUUGGUUACAUCAUCCCCAGAAGAAGUCAGGAAACCAUCAGAAGAAGCUCGUUUUUCCUUCCUUAAGGGUGGAUAUGUAGAAGACCAAAAUCUGGAUGGGAUUGACGAGGAAGAUAAUGAAUAUCUCGCAUUGGGUCAUGCUACAGAGAAGGCUCUUUCACUGCUCGACAGGCAUCCUGAUUCUGUUGUCAAAGGAACGGCUAAAUCUGGGGCCGAGUUUCUCGCAGCUAGAACUUAUCACGGUCUUGACAUGGAUAGCUACAGUUCUACCCCAGAGCCGUUUAUAGUUGGCAGGAGUGGCAAGGCAUCGGGGUAUGAGGAUGAGAAAAGCUGUGAUAAGGAUUAGAUGGGUCUGAUAAAAGUACAGCCACAUUGGAAUUCCUGGAUGCAAGUUACUGACCAUUGAUCAAUCAAGUUGGUGUGGUUCAGUUGAUGGGCAAAUUCAAGUGGCCCCUCAUUUGAUUCUCUUCUUGUCAUUUUUGAUCGAGUCUCAAUACCUUUCAUGUGGCCGGGAAGCAGGAGGCAGUGACACCGGGUGCGUCGCUUGGGAUUGAAGGGUGCAUCUGUUAAUCAUCCGGAAGUCAGAAAAUGGUGAACAUGGAAUGUAACAUAUGAUGAUUGGUCUCUAGUUUUGGGGGGAGUGUCAUGAAGUACUGGAGAAAAUUCUGUUGUAAUUACAUGGUAGUGAGGGCUUAUGCUUUGUUUGGGUUCUUGUUUCCUCUUUCCUUUUUUCCCCCCAAAGUGACUUUCCGGUUUUAGUUCUUGCCCUGUGAUGGCUUUAGCUUUA